Molecule: messenger RNA, 1002 nt
Organism: Tetrahymena thermophila SB210
Lineage: Eukaryota; Ciliophora; Oligohymenophorea; Hymenostomatida; Tetrahymenidae
Product: cyclic nucleotide-binding domain protein
Exons: 11
Molecular function (GO): GTPase activator activity; protein binding
Source: RefSeq, a predicted model, not a curated record
AUGUCAGAAUUAACAAGCUAUUUAACAAAUACUGCAAUAUUUUUUCUUUUAAAAGAAAGAAAUUUAAUUUUUGAGUCCAAAAAGUCUUAAUUUAUAAUUUUAAACUUCUUAGAAUUUAAAUUUUUUUUCAUCACUUCUAAAAACUUUCAAUACAUUAAUUUAAAAGAGAUGUUUAUAUAAAGAAAAAUGUCAUCUAAAAAGUACACUGAAUUAAAAUAAUUUCUCAGUUCAGAUUUUUUUUCUCUUACAGAUUUAGAAUUAGAUUUAGAGCGUAAUGUAUUAAAAGAUGAAGGUAUAUCAUAAUUAAGUUUAUGUUUCUUAACCGCUACUUUAAGUGACUAUAAGCAAUUAACAUAUUUAAAUCUAAAUAUGAGCUAAAACCAAUUUAAUAGCGAAGGAGUUAAUGCUCUAUCUACUUGGUUAGCAAAUUGCACAAACAUGAAAAGCAUCACUCUAAAUUUUUCUGAUAAUAAUAUUAGUUCAGAAGGUACAUCUUAUUUAAGCUAGGCUUUAUCUAAAUGUGUCAAUCUUUUGUUUCUAAAGCUAAAUUUAUACAAUAAUUUUAUUUUUGAUGAAGAAGUAUGUAGAAUUGCAUCUGGCAUCAAGAACUGCAUAAAUUUAAUAGAUUUAGUAAUAAAUUUAAACAGUAACUUAAUUGAAGAUGUAGGAGUUAAUACCUUGAUCUUUUCUAUUUCUCACUGCAAAAAUCUCUAAACUUUAGAAAUUAGCCUUCACAACAAUAAGAUUUCUCCUCUAGGAAUAUCAAGCUUUAGUAAUCUACUAUACCAGUGCCAAAAUAUAUUUGGAUUAUCCCUUAUUUUAAGUCGUAAUAGAAUAGGAGCUGAAGGUGUUCGCUUAUUAAAUUCUGCUUUUAAUCGCAAUAAGAAUAUUUUAAGAUUAACUUUAUUUAUUUACAAUAAUAAAGUCAAUAGAUAAGAAGAAUAAAAGCUAUUUUCAACAGUAAAUAAGAUGAGUAGAUUAGUUAAAAAGAAUCUAGAAUGA